Molecule: messenger RNA, 894 nt
Organism: Striga hermonthica
Lineage: Eukaryota; Viridiplantae; Streptophyta; Magnoliopsida; Lamiales; Orobanchaceae
Source: the annotation of a GenBank genome assembly
AUGGCUUCCAAAAUCCUCCAUAUCCCUGUCAUUUACAACCUCAAACAAGCAUCUACUUUCUCACUGUCCAGUUCAUUUUCUGCACCACAAUAUCAUCAUCCUAAAUCAACAAGUAUCCCACCGAGAUGCACUCUCCCAAACCCACCUGCCACGAAAGAAGAAGCCAUCCUUCAAGCAAAGACAUCGCUCUUGUCCGCCAUAGAGAAAAACCCGAAAAAGCUCAAGAAAAUAAAGCAGCCGAGGUUUCGGGUUGAAAUCCCGGUUAUUGACGACUCGCCGAAUUCACUUUCUCAAUUGGCUCUCCAGGUGUUCGGCGAAAUGCCCAUGAGAAGAAAAGGCCAGAAAAUGAAGGUUGUUUUGUUGUGGGGCAACGAGGAUUUAACACAAGCUGCGGUUAAGGCCUUUGGUUGUGUCUCCUGUGUCCAGAAUGUGGACAUUGCGUCAUCUAAUCUGGUGGAUGAAGAUAUCCGGUCAGCUGACAUGGCAGUAUUUAUGGCGCCUGAGGCCUCCCGGCUGGCAGUCAUGAAGACGGUUGGUGACAGCUUGUACCCGAAGCCUUUGGUGAUUUUGAAUCCCGGGUGGAGUUUUGAGGAGGAGAUUGAUUUGGGAGGCUUUGCGGGGUCGUUCCAUGUGAUUUAUUCGUUCAUGGGGUUGGAGGUUAGGGGUAUAUUCAGCAGUAGAAAAGGGGUAAUCUUCAACUGUACUGGGGACACAUGGCAUGUGUUUGUGGAGGAAGACGGGGAACUGAGAGCCGUUUCAAGUUUCAAAUCUCGGCCGUCCAUGCCGGAGGUCGAGAAUGUCUUGUAUAAUCUGAUGGCUGUUAAUUCCCCGGUUACUAAGUCGGCUAGGUUCUUGAGAGAUUUGGUUUCCAAUGUCAUUGGGAGAAAUAAGUAA